This is a messenger RNA of Malassezia japonica, 2781 nucleotides long. RefSeq lists its product as uncharacterized. The record is from RefSeq and is a predicted model, not a curated record. NCBI's taxonomy places the organism in Eukaryota, Fungi, Basidiomycota, Malasseziomycetes, Malasseziales, Malasseziaceae. Gene Ontology annotation, cellular component: nucleus; mitochondrion. Gene Ontology annotation, molecular function: ATP-dependent DNA damage sensor activity; ATP binding; mismatched DNA binding. Gene Ontology annotation, biological process: mismatch repair; mitochondrial DNA repair. The transcript has 2 exons. Bases 1 to 2781 code for a protein of 926 amino acids.
AUGCUCGGGGUGCGUGCGGCAGCGGAACGCGCGCUGCAUAGCCAAGGUCCGGUGGGCGCGCGGCGGUCGAAAGCGUUUACGCUCGACGAUCUUCCAGACCGCGUCGAUGCGCCGCAGGAGCGCGUCGUCGCGCCGCCCGAGCCGGAAUGGCCGCCGCUCGCGCUGAAUGUGCUUGAUAACAUGCGCAAGUUUCCCAACUGCCUGCUGCUUACGCGCGUGGGUGGAUUCUACGAGUCGUACUUUGAGCAGGCACCGCAGCUGGCGGCCGACAUCAGCAUCAAGCUUGCGACGCGCCGGUGGGCGGGGCAGGUCGUGCCAAUGUCGGGAUUUCCGAUCCACCAGCUCGACAAGUACCUCAAGGUGCUCGUCCAGGAAAAAGGGCGGCUCGUUGCGAUCUGCGAAGAGUUUAAAGAGAGCCCAUCGAGCGCUUCGUUCUCGCGGCGCGUGACGCGUAUCGUGUCGCCCGGCACGCUAAUCGACGAGCGCUUCCUCGAUCCGUUCUCGAAUAAUUUUAUCCUUGCCCUGUCCAAGACCCACGCCGGCUACGGUAUCGCCUGGCUUGAUGUGAGCACGGCUGAUUUUCAGACUGGCCAGUGUGCCGACGAAAAAGAGGUGCGCGACGAGAUUGUACGCAUCCAGCCCCGCGAGGUCGUGCUUGUCGAUGGCCAGCUGGGGCCGGACGCAGCGCUCGUGUACGAGGCCAUGGAUAUGAUUCACGCCGCGGUUGCAGCGGUUGAGCCUCGGCGCGACGCGCUCGACCUGCGGCAUGUGCCGGCGCAUGCGUCGGACGCGGAGCGCGACGCAAUCGCAGUGCUCACGUACUACCUCGAGACGCGCCUCAUGGAGCACAUGCCGGGCCUGCACAUUGACACGUCCGAAGGCACACUCGGCGCUGCGGACGACCAGGUGAUGCACCUCGACGCCCAUACGCUCGGUGCCCUCGAAAUCCGCGAGACGGCGCGCGACGGCAGCGUGCGGGGAAGCCUGACUAGCAUUGUGCGCCGGACCAUGACACAAGGCGGCACGCGGCUCCUCACGCAGUGGCUCGCACAGCCCAGCACCUCGAUACCCCUGAUUCGCGCACGCCACGCGCUCGUCGACUGGCUGCUUCAGCGCCCGUUUCUUCGCAAAGAUCUGCGUACGCUGCUGCGGGGCGGCGUCGGCGAUAUUUUGCGUACGCUGCAGCGUAUUAGCCUGCGGCGCAACGACGAGCAAGACUUGCUGGAAGUGCGCGACUUUGUGCGCACCUCGGACGCACUGGUGCAGCGCCUGCAGGCCGAGCAGGCGGCCGCAGCGCCCAGCACGCUGGGAUGGACCGAGCUCGGGGAGCUGUUGGCCAAGUUCCAGUCGCUGCACGCGCUGGGCGAGCGGCUCGGCGGCGCCAUCGAUGAGCGCGUGAUUGAAAAACGUAUCCAGCGCCAAGAGGCCAUGGAGCAGUCGCGCGACGUCGCGUACGGCGGAGGGGCGACGCCGACCGAUGACCCGCCCAAGCGGCGCACGCGAAAGAGCGAGCCGGCCGCGCUUCUCCUCGACGGGGACUUGUGGGGCGACGACUUUGAGCAUCUUAUCCGCCCCGACGCCUCGCCGGUGCUCCGUGCGUUCACGGACGAGCACACGAGCCUGCGAAAAGAGGCACGCCGCCUCGAAAAUGCGCUGCGUACCGAGUUCCAAGAGCCGGUUACGCUGCGCUUCCUCCUUGGCCAAGGGCACGUUGUGCACUUUGCCAGUGCGCGUGGCGCGCCGAGCGACGCACCCCUAUCGCUUGCCUACAAAACAAAGACGACACGGACCUAUUACCAUGCCGGAUGGACCAAGAUCGGUAUGAAACUCCAAAAGCUGGCGGCGCGCCUGUCGGAGCGCGAGGCCGAGAGCCUCGAGAUGCUGCGCCAAGAGGUCCUGCAAGAAACAGCCGCACUGCGGCGCAAUGCGCGGCUCAUCGACCAGCUUGACGUGCUGCUGUCCUUUGCGCAGGCGGCUGAGGAACUGCACCUCACGCGGCCGACGGUCGACGACUCGACCACGUUUACGAUCCACGGCGGGCGCCAUCUCGCGGUCGAGAUGGGCCUUUUGGAGCGACAGCGCCUCUUUACCAAGAACGAUUUGGUGCUCGGUCACAAGGAGUGCAUGCACCUCGUCACCGGGCCGAACAUGGGCGGAAAGUCGACAUUUCUGCGCCAGAAUGCAAUCCUCAGCGUCCUUGCGCAGGCCGGCAGCUUUGUCCCGGCAGAGGCCGCGCACCUUGGCGUCGUCGACCGCAUCUUUUCUCGCGUCGGCGCAAAAGACGACCUCUUCCACUCGCGCAGCACCUUUAUGGUCGAGAUGGCCGAGACUGCCGAGAUCCUGCGACGUGCGACACCACGCAGCUUUGUGAUUGCCGACGAAAUCGGGCGCGGGACGAAUACAUCGGUUGGGCUCUCGAUUGCGUUUGGUACUCUGCACACGUUGGCGACGCGGAUCGGGUGCCGCAGUCUCUUUGCGACCCACUACUACGAACUCGCUGACCUCUUGGAGAGUGCAGAAACUGCACAGGGGGCCGCGCAGGACUUGGCACGCCGUGUCGCAUUCGUGUGCACGACACUCGAAACGUGCGGCGAGGGACUGCGGUACUCCCAUAAAGUGCGCCCUGGCGUGAAUCGCACAUCGCAUGGCCUAGACGUUGCGCGCCUCGCGGAUAUGCCGCACGAUACCAUGGACCUCGCGGCACGUACGCACGCAUGGCUCGAGCGCCACGGCGGGCACCGCAUCCCUACCCAGGGCCUCGUGACCGACGUACUGUCCUAA